Molecule: messenger RNA, 2092 nt
Organism: Drosophila innubila
Lineage: Eukaryota; Metazoa; Arthropoda; Insecta; Diptera; Drosophilidae
Gene: Orai
Product: calcium release-activated calcium channel protein 1
Exons: 3
Coding region: 88-1644 (518 amino acids)
Biological process (GO): store-operated calcium entry
Cellular component (GO): membrane
Molecular function (GO): store-operated calcium channel activity
Source: RefSeq, a predicted model, not a curated record
GAAUGUUCCUAUAGACAGAAAGUCAACGCAAGUGAAAGAGAGUUGGCAGCAACUAACGAAAUUAUCAAUUGAAAUCCACAACUGCACAUGCGUUCCAAUUGUGGCGAAUUGCCGCUUAAACCGCCGCGACGCCAAAAGCUGCCGCAACCAGAGAAUCAAGCGGAUCAAGCUACGGGUGACGGUGCGACAGAGAAGGAGCAACUGUUGCCACUCAAUCUAUCCGCGAGCAGCAGCAUGUACUCAAAUCUGCGAUAUGCCCGCACAAAUCUCAGCCACAGCAGCCUGCUGCUCAGCAGCCACCAGCAAAGCUCUUUCGAUGGCAGUGUUCCCACAUCCACAGAGAGAACUGAGAGCAGCGAGACGCUAGACACGCCGCUAUCAACCCGGGAACGUGAGCGGGAACGUGAGCGGGAACGUGAGCGCGAACGUGACAGAGAAGGAGAGCCAGAGAGUGCAAUCUCUCUGCCAGCACAGUCACUGCCACUGUCACAGCCACAGCCAUUGGCGUCCAACCGCCCGUUGUUGCCUCCGGCUGCAUGCAGACGCUAUGGGCUGGCGAGUGCGCUGCAUGCCACAGCUAAGUUGGCUGCCAGUGUGGAUGCCUACACGGCGGCGGCAACAGCCAAUGCUGCCACCUCGGGGCAUUGCCAUGGCGACCACAUCCUCUGCGACACGUAUCGACCAUACAGAUUGAGCCAACAUCACCAGCCACACCACCAGCAGAGCAACAAUCUCAGUCGUUACACCCACUCGGUGCCGAGCAGCAACGUCGGUUCGACGCGUUAUUUAAACUACAGCAAUUUGAAUUCGAAUUCGCCGCACGCGAGCUCGAGACGCUUCAACGCGCAGCAUUCGCAAUCUUCGCAGCAGCCGUCGCAUUCGCCGCCACCGCCGCCGCAACCGCCUCUGCCACCGCAGUUUCCAUUGCCAGGGUCAGGGGUGGGCUCACCACCUUACAUACCUCGACGCACCACCAGGAGCAGCAUGUCGCAGUCCGGCGAGGAUCUACACUCGCCCACCUACUUGUCCUGGCGCAAGUUGCAGCUCAGUCGUGCCAAACUGAAGGCGUCCAGCAAGACGUCCGCUCUCCUAUCCGGUUUUGCUAUGGUUGCCAUGGUGGAGGUGCAACUGGACAGCAACACAAAAGUGCCACCCGGAAUGCUGGUGGCCUUUGCCAUUUGCACCACAUUGCUGGUGGCGGUGCACAUGUUGGCCCUGAUGAUAAGCACCUGUAUUCUGCCUAACAUUGAGACGGUCUGCAAUCUGCACAGCAUCUCCCUGGUCCACGAAUCGCCGCACGAACGCCUCCAUUGGUACAUCGAGACGGCAUGGGCAUUCUCCACAUUGCUGGGCCUCAUCCUGUUCCUCGUCGAGAUUGCGAUACUGUGCUGGGUGAAGUUCUAUGAUCUGAGCACGACGGCUGCCUGGUCGGCAGUCGUUGUUCUCAUACCCGUGAUGAUCAUCUUUCUGGCCUUUGCCGUGCACUUUUAUCGCUCGCUGGUGACGCACAAGUACGAGGUGACCAUAUCGGGUAUACGGGAACUGGAGAUGCUCAAGGAACAGAUGGAACAGGAUCAUCUCGAGGUGCACAACAAUUCACGCAAUAACGGAUUCAAUUAUGGUGCUUCCGGCGAUAUCGUAUAGCCUUCCCUGAAAUCGAGAAUUCUUCCCUCAACACGGCAAAAAUAAAAUAAAAUAAAAUAAAAUAGGAAAUCUAUGUAAAGAUAAAAGACAUAACGGUCAAGCGCCCAUCCUUGUUAGGGGCGUGGCCGAGACGUUAAUCUUUAGACUACAAAUCGGUUCAGAUGUGAAUUUGUAGUAAAAUAUAAAUUGUGAUACGCAUAAGGCAAUAUAUAUAUAUAUACUAUAAUUACAUUUUUUUUUACAACUUUAUAUAUUAUACGAAUUACGAAUAACGAUAGACGAUAUAAUGAUAUGAUAGAUAAAUACGUUCAUAUUGGAUCCAUUUGUACUAUGCGGGGAUCGAGUCCUUGUAAUCUAUAUUUAUUGGUAGUCCUAUAUUUGUAAGCGAUAUCUCGCUAUAAUUUUACAUACUUAAUUAAAGCAAAGGUUUUAUUUUCCAAGACAUACA